Protobothrops mucrosquamatus (brown spotted pit viper) is the source of this 562-nucleotide messenger RNA. Its product is annotated as 5-hydroxyisourate hydrolase. NCBI's taxonomy places the organism in Eukaryota, Metazoa, Chordata, Lepidosauria, Squamata, Viperidae. The transcript is spliced from 4 exons. The record is from RefSeq and is a predicted model, not a curated record. Gene Ontology annotation, molecular function: hydroxyisourate hydrolase activity. Bases 28 to 438 code for a protein of 136 amino acids. Gene Ontology annotation, biological process: purine nucleobase metabolic process.
GAAGGGGCUGGAUUGAGAAGGCCAAAAAUGGCCGGGCUGCCAGACGAGGAUGGAGGGCGAGCCCAGGUUGCCAGCUCCAGCGAGGGCCAUCACACAUCCCUGAGCGUCCAUGCACUGAACGUGUUCACUGGCCUUCCUGCCACCGGCUUGGCCGUGCACCUCUCUCAGCUUGAAGCCCCCAACGAGGCCUGGACGGAACUAAUGACCAGCACUACCAGUAUGGACGGGCGCAUGGACAAGAGCGAGCUGGCCUCCCUGCAGCUGGAAAGUGGCACCUACAAGCUGCGCUUUGCCACAGGAGAAUACUGGCAGCAACAGGGCCUCACCAGCUUCUACCCUUACGUGGAAGUUGUCUUUACCAUCACAGAGGCCGAGCGAAAGGUGCACAUCCCACUGCUGUUCAGCCCCUAUUCCUAUGUGACCUACCGAGGGAGCUAGUGCGAGAGCCGGGGCUUCCCUUGGGAUCCUGGGCCACCCAGAGGGGACUGCACCCAAGACCAGCCGUGACGCCAGCUCGGGGUCUUAUCUGAGGAAACACAAGCCUAAUAAAAGGUCUACCUUG